AUGCAGAUGUUAAGGGAGAAGAUUGCCAAACUGGCCGGCGGUGUACAGCAAGGCAUAGCGUGGUUUAAAGCCGGAGGCAUCGUCAGCCCGAUGGUCCUCAUCUACGUAUUGCACAUGCUCUGGCCAGAAUUUCGCCCAUUCAGUAUCCUGUUUGUGGUUGCGAUUGGAUUGCUCUGGGAUCGCUCAGCAAUGGAGCCGUGUCCAUCAAUAAGAACUUCCCCGUUAGGAGAUAUCUGUGCCAAGAUUUGGGCGCUACGUACGACUAGACCUAUCAGUAUGGUGGUUGGCAGUGUAGCGGGCCUGCUGACGCUUACCUUUCUAGUUUGCAACGUAUUCCCGCUGUGGUUGUCCCUGGCAAUGACGGGUUUGCUUGUGUACUGGGAUCGAUGGCAGUUUGACGUUGCAGGUACGUUCAGCAAUGCACCAAGUUUGCGUGACACGAUAACUGAGCAGGAGAUUGACGAAUUCGUGCCGGAACUGACGGAAGUGAAUCGCGUCCUGUUGCAGGAAGUCGGUGAGCAGGGUGCAGACACGAACCCCUUGGUGGAAGGUUUAACACCCGGUGCGAUGAGCAAAAACAAAGCCGAAGAAGACGAAGAACGUUACCUCAAAACGCUCAUACCGGAAGCAAGCUGCAAUGAUUUCGAAUCGGCCGAACUGAGCGGGUCCAGCAGCGACGAACUGUUCUGUCCCGAGGGCCCGGUAGUGCGAAAGACGGCCUCCGGUCGGUUACACACCAAACAUCACGCCGAAAAGCCGAUCGAGUUCAAGAGCAGUCACUUUAAUGCGAACAGUUCCUCCGACUCGGAUGACAACAUGUCACGGGGUUUGUGCUUCAAUGAUGAGAGUGAUGCAGUGAGUAGACGCCCUGGAGGCAAUAGACAGCAACCGGAUAUGAUGAUGAUGAUGAGCGCCGGUAGCCUCGCAACCAAUGUCCUGAUGGACACGAUGUGCAAACGUUUGCUGGACGCUGGUGUGCUUCAGCAGCAACCACCACACAGCGUCCUACAGUCGGUUGGUUUCGAUCCACGGAAUCCGCUGGUAGCCUCGAUUGGUAGCACGAUACAGGCGCUACGGGGGCAAACGGUACAGGUGCCGGAAGAGGAAAACGACGAAUCGACCGAUGCGGAUGAGGAUAGCGAUUUCGAAAUGCUCAACUCAGAGGAACUGAAUAAUUUAUGA
Molecule: messenger RNA, 1182 nt
Organism: Anopheles marshallii
Lineage: Eukaryota; Metazoa; Arthropoda; Insecta; Diptera; Culicidae
Exons: 3
Coding region: 1-1182 (393 amino acids)
Source: RefSeq, a predicted model, not a curated record